ACUCAGGACACCCAUGUUUUUUCAUACAAAAGAGAUUUUUACCCUUUUCUACGAAAAAACAUGGUUGGCCUAAACAAUUAACAUACAAGAUUAUUUGCAUUAGAAAGCCCUUUACAGAAAGGAUCUGAGGGACAAAGGAUCAGCUAGAUGGGAAGCCAAAACAGACCCUGCCACUGUGGCCCCAGGGGGACCUAUUGUUCCUGCCCUGCACCCAAUAAACCCGCCUCCCAACGCACAAUUUGCUAUGGACCUGAGGAUGAACUCCCCAAGGACAACAGAAGAGAGCUAGAGCCGCCAAAGGAUAAGAAAAAGAACGAAAAGAACGACAAGAACGACAAGAAAGAAAAGAAAAAAAAAGGAAAAAAAGAUAAGAAAAGUGGAAAGAAAAAGUGUGUGCUGAUGUAAAACACUAUGGGAGAGGAGAAGGCCCUUUGGAAUCCCUGUCAGGUUUGUUAGUUUGGCUUUGCCUGACGGUAGCUAACCUGUGUGGGAACCUAAGUUUUCAGCCUAUUUUAUUUGGAAAAUGUCGUCUCCUUGUGGAAAGUGCAACAAUACAUGUCCUUGCGGCACCACUGGUGGUGCCCCAGCAACAGUGGUGGCUCAACAGGCGCCGCACCGUCCUCCUCCCGCCUAUGUUCAAGGUCAGCAGCAGGAUUGCAACGGUGACCAAUGUGCUUACCCGGGACCCCAGGGACAGCAGCAGGUACAGCAGCAGAGUGCCCCCCACCACCAGGAACCUCAAGGAGGCACCGGGGCCCCCCUAGCCGGAUGCCAGCUUAGUCCAUCCGCACAGCAAAACCGGACACAACAUGUGGAUUGCUCAUGUACCAGCAACAGGACCCGAACGGGCGUGAUGACGGGAAUGCCGGGUCCUCAGGGACCCCAGGCGGACUAUGUAUCCUGCAGCCGACCACCCCAAAGCCAACAGCAGCAGAUGGGCUACAUGGAAACUCGCUGCAAUUGCCGUGAGAAGCCGCAUGUUGAGUGCCAUUGUGCUCCGCCUCCGGGUCACACCCAGGCCAUCGCACAACCCAUUCAAAAUACGAAUACAAAUGCAGGCAACUACCAGCCCACCUAUGCGCACGUUCCAUGCGGUCGUGGGAACACUCCUGGACGUACCGGCCCUCAGCCAUACCGCACGCAAGCGUCUAGUUGCGCACACUGUCGAUCUAAUAGAAAGAGGAAGUGCAUCAUCCAGUAAGAUUCCCGCAAAUCUGAUUAAAUCCUAGCAGGCGCUACCAAGCAGAAACACACACAAACACACAGACACACACACACUGGCAAUCACACACUCAGGAUGACAGUUUUCCUAAAUUUUGGUUCGUCAAAAUUUUCAGUAAGCUUUAUGAUUCGACCUAAAUUUAUUUCUCGACAAUAAAUCCAAUGUGAAUGCUAAUGGGCAAGUAAACGUGGCACCUCUAGCCGCAAUCUUGGUCUUUA
Messenger RNA from Drosophila ananassae, 1440 nucleotides. RefSeq lists its product as uncharacterized. The transcript is spliced from 2 exons. The record is from RefSeq and is a predicted model, not a curated record. Bases 524 to 1201 code for a protein of 225 amino acids. NCBI's taxonomy places the organism in Eukaryota, Metazoa, Arthropoda, Insecta, Diptera, Drosophilidae.